AUGGCUGCACUUACCCCUGUGUUUCUCUUUUUUCUCAUUCUCUCUGCCAAUUCUGAUGAAAGUUCUAAGUUGGAUUCAACAUGCUUUUCAGCCAUUCCGAUUUCCAACUCGGUUGCUGCUCUCUACGUGUUUGGGGACUCGACCGUUGAUGCCAGCAACAACAAUUUCAUCCACAAUGCCGUGAGGGUUAAUUAUUUGCCUUACGGCAUUGAUUUCAGCAACACCCCCACUGGCCAUUUCACCAACGGAAAAACUAUUGCUGAUUUCAAUGCGAUAUUAUAUAAUCUUUCACUACCCCCUCCGUAUUUGAGCUUGACGGAAGCACAAAGGAAGACUGCCAUGGACGGCAUCAAUUAUGCUUCUGCUGGGUUCGCUAAUGGGGAGAACAAAUCCUAUUUGUAUACAUUACUCAUAAAUGAACUGACACAGUUGCAGAUCUCUUCCAGACAUCAUGUCAUCAUAGAAAUGGGUAGAAAAUUGUCUCCUUAG
Molecule: messenger RNA, 489 nt
Organism: Camellia sinensis
Lineage: Eukaryota; Viridiplantae; Streptophyta; Magnoliopsida; Ericales; Theaceae
Source: RefSeq, a predicted model, not a curated record